CUAGCUAGUACCGAAACCCUAAAGCUAUAGCGGCGAUUUCACAGGCGACAUCAAGCUCCACCGACGCAAACUCUUUUUCUAGGUACACUUCUCUUCUUCUCCAAAGCUUCAAACAUCAUGGAAGGGAAGGGAACUUGCAGAGACUUACUUGAAUUGGAACACAAGAAUCCAUCAUCUUCUUCCUCUGCUACCGAUUCAGCACUUUUGAUCCGUAAGGAGACCAAGAAGAAGAGGGAGGAGGCUCGUCCAUCGAAGCCAACGAUAGCUCCAGUUCCCAAAAGCGAGUUUCUCGACAAAGUCAAAGGCUUUCUGGGGGUCAUGGCGGAAGCUAACAAAAAGUUGGAGCAAGAAACAGAGGAAGGAAACUCUGAGGCUUUUGAUAUCGAAGCACUUACGGGGAACGAAUCUCAGGUUAUUGAGAUGGAUUUGAUGCUCGGUGUCGCUGAUCUCAACACGCCUGAAGCAGUCAGUGCGGCUGAAGCGGCUAUUGCCGGUAAUGGUGUGGCUAAUGGAAGUGGAGGAGAUUCAAGCAGCGAUGAGAGUGAUGGUGAUGAUGAUGAAAAGAUGAGCUCUUUGGGUGAAGAAAGUAGCAGAAAAGGAACCAAGAUAAUGGAGCUCUCUUGAGAUAAUAUUUUCUCUUUUCAAGUUUUAUACUUUAUAUGUUACACUUACCUAAUGUUAUCAUUGAGAUUCAUCGUUGUGUUUUGUCGAAAAAGAACACUUGGCAAUUAUGAUUAGUUAUAACCGUG
Brassica napus (rape) is the source of this 749-nucleotide messenger RNA. RefSeq names its product NOP protein chaperone 1-like. NCBI's taxonomy places the organism in Eukaryota, Viridiplantae, Streptophyta, Magnoliopsida, Brassicales, Brassicaceae. The coding region runs from base 118 to 624 and encodes 168 amino acids. The record is from RefSeq and is a predicted model, not a curated record. Gene Ontology annotation, molecular function: box C/D methylation guide snoRNP complex binding. The transcript has a single exon. Gene Ontology annotation, biological process: box C/D snoRNP assembly.